CCACAGGCUGCGCCUGCGCGAGGCUCAGGGCAGUGGGUGGCACCUGAUGGUGGGAGGUAGUAACCCUCCCUUCCGUUCCGCGGGUGGGAGAGAUAGAUAGCCACUCAAGAAAACACCAUGAAAGAUACUGACAUCAAGAAACUACUGUAUACCCAUCUUUUAUGCAUAUUUUCAAUUAUCCUAAGCAUCUUCAUUCCAUCAUUCUUCUUGGAGAACUUCUCAAUAUUGGAGACACACUUGACAUGGUUAUGCAUCUGUUCUAUUUCUGUAACUGCCGUCAAUUUAGUAUUGUAUUUAGUACUGAAACCAAAUGUGUCUUCUAAAAGAAGUUCAUUAUCAUACAAGGUAACCAGAUUUUUGAAAUGCUGUAUCUACUUUCUUACAUCUUGUUUCUUCUUUCAUGUAAUUUUUGUUCUGUAUGGCGCACCACUAAUAGAGUUGGCACUGGAAACAUUUUCACUUGCAGUUAUUUUGUCCACUUUUACUACUGUACCUUGUUUAUGUUUGUUAGGACCAAACUUCAAAGCCUGGCUAAGAAUUUUCAGUAGAAAUGGAGUUACGUCCGUUUGGGAGAAUAGUCUUCAGAUCACUACAAUUUCUAGUUUUGUAGGAAUAUGGCUUGGUGCUUUUCCUAUUCCACUGGAUUGGGGAAGACCGUGGCAGGAAUGGCCCAUCUCCUGCACGCUUGGAGCAACCUUUGGCUACGUGGCUGGCCUUGUUAUUUCACCACUCUGGAUAUACUGGAAUAGAAAGAAACUCACAUACAAGAACAAUUAAUUGGAGCAAAGGGAGAAGAGAUUUCUUUGUGCAGAUUCCGUAAAGACUGUGCAGAAAUGUAUAUGGUCUAAGCCAGGCAGUUCCACUUAACAGCACUGUUU
Dama dama (fallow deer) is the source of this 878-nucleotide messenger RNA. RefSeq names its product phosphatidylinositol glycan anchor biosynthesis class F (gene PIGF). The transcript is spliced from 6 exons. Gene Ontology annotation, biological process: GPI anchor biosynthetic process. Gene Ontology annotation, cellular component: endoplasmic reticulum membrane. The record is from RefSeq and is a predicted model, not a curated record. NCBI's taxonomy places the organism in Eukaryota, Metazoa, Chordata, Mammalia, Artiodactyla, Cervidae. Bases 118 to 777 code for a protein of 219 amino acids.